Messenger RNA from Musca vetustissima, 828 nucleotides. RefSeq names its product G patch domain-containing protein 11-like. The record is from RefSeq and is a predicted model, not a curated record. Gene Ontology annotation, cellular component: kinetochore. The transcript has 2 exons. Gene Ontology annotation, molecular function: nucleic acid binding. NCBI's taxonomy places the organism in Eukaryota, Metazoa, Arthropoda, Insecta, Diptera, Muscidae. Bases 1 to 828 code for a protein of 275 amino acids.
AUGUCUGAUGAAGAAGAAGAUUAUAUGUCAGAUAAAUUCUUAACUGGCCUGUCCGAUGUUCGUCCAAGUCUAAUUAAUAAUCGUGCCAAAAAGCGUCAAAUAAUGGUAGAGUCCAAGCAAAAGGAUCACAUUAAAAAACAACGAGACAUGAGAGCACAAUGCUCCGCUGUAGUUAACAAUGAAAAGUUACAGGAAGCACUAAGUAAACCCCUGGAAAAUGAUAAUAAAGGUUUUAAGUUAUUGGCAAAAAUGGGUUAUAAACCUGGUCAAGCAUUGGGUAAAGCAAAUGGAAAUGAAAACUCAGGAGAAGCUCCUACACCAUCAAGACUAUUAGAACCAAUUGGAAUAACUCUGAAGUCGGAUCGUCAAGGUCUGGGUAGAGAAUCUGCUCUGCGGGAGCUUAUGGAAAAACAAAUUCAGCUAAGAAAGCAACGUUUGCAAAAAGAAAAUGGUGCCGAAACAUCCAUUGAAGAAUUUCGACGAAGAACAAAUGAAAAGGCCGAAGAGAGAUUUGUUACAAAUGCACUUAAGCGCUGUCAAAAAACCUGUGAAAAUUUAGAUAUACAAAAUCAUGUAGACACCCCAGCGAUGCCAUGGUUUUGGCCUGAGCUAAUCAAAGAAAAAGAUGAAGCCAAUGAUGAAGAAGAAAAUCACAGCUCCGAUUCUGAAGAGGAAGUAACGGAUGAAUUUAGCAAUGCCGAAAAAUUGGAAAUGUUAACAAAUUACAUACGUACAUCCUAUAAUUUUUGUUUUUGGUGUGGAAUACGCUAUGAGGAUCUAGACGAUUUAAAUACAAAUUGUCCUGGCUUAAAUAAAGAUGAUCAUUAA